GGGUCAGUGGUCACCCUGAGGGGUCACUCAGUGUCUGUCUGUCCCCUGUGUGUCCCAGUCCGUUUGUCCUGGACGAGUUCAAGCGCAAGUACUCCAACGAGGACACGCUGUCGGUGGCGCUGCCGCACUUCUGGGAGCACUUUGACCGCGAGGGUUGGUCCCUGUGGUACUGCCAGUACCGGUACCCCGAGGAGCUGAGCCAGACCUUCAUGAGCUGCAACCUCAUCACAGGGAUGUUCCAGCGCCUGGACAAGCUCAGGAAGAACGCCUUCGCCUCCGUGGUGCUCUUUGGGAAGGACCACGACAGCAGCAUCUCGGGGGUCUGGGUGAUGAGGGGGCAGGAGCUGGCCUUCACGGUGAGCAAACCCCAAAAAUCCCACAAUUCACCCCAAAAAAAUCCCCAAAAAAUCAGUGACGUGGUGUUUGUGGGGAGAAAAACCCAAAAAUCUCCACUGAAAUACCCCAAAAUAUCCCAAAAUAGCCCCAAAAGCCAAGGUCUGGGUGAUGAGGGGGCAGGAGCCUUCACGGUGAGCAAACCCCAAAAAUCCCACAAUUCACCCCAAAAAAUCCCAAAAAAAUCAGUGGGAUGGAAUUUACGGGGUGAAAACCCCAAAAAUCCCCACUGAAAUACCCCAA
This is a messenger RNA of Passer montanus (Eurasian tree sparrow), 636 nucleotides long. RefSeq names its product elongation factor 1-gamma 2-like. The record is from RefSeq and is a predicted model, not a curated record. Gene Ontology annotation, molecular function: translation elongation factor activity. Gene Ontology annotation, biological process: translational elongation. The coding region runs from base 210 to 626 and encodes 138 amino acids. The transcript is spliced from 2 exons. NCBI's taxonomy places the organism in Eukaryota, Metazoa, Chordata, Aves, Passeriformes, Passeridae.